CCCCCGCAGAGUUUGUGCAGCAUCCCCAGUCCAUUUCCAGGCCCGUGGGGACUACUGCCAUCUUCACGUGCGUGGCCCAAGGGGAACCACCCCCGCAGAUCACUUGGCUGAGGAACGGGCAGAUCCUGGAGACCAGCGACCACAUUAAGCUGAAGAAUAACAACAGCACUCUCUCCAUCUACGGGAUCAACCAGGCGGAUGAAGCCAUCUACCAGUGCAUCGCCGAGAACAGCGCCGGCUCCACGCAAGCCAGCGCUCGCCUGACGGUCCUGUGGGCAGAUGGGCUGCCCGGUCCUCCGCAGAGCGUGAAGGCUGAGACGGUCUCUGCAACCACCAUCCAGGUGUCUUGGAAAGAGCCUCUGCAGAACACCAAGGAGAUCAUCGGCUACGUGCUGCACAUUCGGAAAGCUGCAGAUCCCGUAGAGAUGGAGUAUCAGGAGGCUGUUAGCAAGAGCACCUUCCAGCAGCUAGUGACUGAUUUAGAGCCCUCGACCAGCUAUAGCUUUUAUAUAAAGGCUUACACCUCCCGGGGUGCCAGCAAAGCCUCAGAAGUCACAGUGGUGAGCACGCUGGGAGAAGUCCCAGCCAUGCCGUCCCUCUUUAUUAAAGUCAUUAACAGCACCACCGUCCGGGCUACGUGGGAGCCCUCCAUCAAACUGGGCCAGCACGAAGGCUUCAAGCUGUAUUACCGCAAGGUCCACCUCUCCCAGUACACGGGUCCGGUGCUACUGCCCAGCAACGUAACAGCGUACAACAUUACCCACCUGGAUGCGUCGGUGGUGUAUGAAGUCAAGCUCCUCGCCUAUAACCAGCACGGGGAUGGAAAUUCAACUGUCCGCUUCGUGUCCUUGAGGGAAACUGUGGAGAGGACAGUGCUGAAUCCCCCUUGCAAUUGCAUGAAGGACGAGCAGAACAAUAAAACCUCCACGACCGGCAUCAUCAUUGGGAUCCACAUCGGCGUCACGUGCAUCAUAUUCUGCGUCCUCUUCCUCAUGUUUGGGUACAGAGGAAGGCUGCUGAUGUGCAAAAACGUGCAGGAGCAGCUGUCAACCCCGCAGAUCCCCAGGAGCCAGCGAAAUGCCACGGGCCUCAUCCUGAACGGGGCCGCUCGCAGGGACAGGGAUGACCGGGACUUGAAUGGAAAGCAGCUGGACAUGAACGAGCUGGAGCGGUUAUUCCCAGCAUCCCCAUCCCAGGAGCAGCAGGAUAAGGGAAUAACG
Balearica regulorum gibbericeps (East African grey crowned-crane) is the source of this 1220-nucleotide messenger RNA. The record is from RefSeq and is a predicted model, not a curated record. NCBI's taxonomy places the organism in Eukaryota, Metazoa, Chordata, Aves, Gruiformes, Gruidae.